Pseudoliparis swirei is the source of this 8817-nucleotide messenger RNA. It is a transcript of the gene pcnx1, whose product is annotated as pecanex 1. NCBI's taxonomy places the organism in Eukaryota, Metazoa, Chordata, Actinopteri, Perciformes, Liparidae. The coding region runs from base 779 to 7711 and encodes 2310 amino acids. Gene Ontology annotation, cellular component: membrane. The transcript is spliced from 36 exons. The record is from RefSeq and is a predicted model, not a curated record.
UGUGUAUAUAUAUAUAAAUAUUACACUUGCAUUUCAGAGGCAAAUAUUGUUAGUCUUAAGUAUUUCACCAAAAGGCAGUGAUUAGAGAACAGAACAACAAAUACAAACCAAUGUGGGACUUCAUCUUGACCUCUAGGACGAGGGGGUGACCUUUCAGUAUCAAACUACCAAGCCUGGUAAUGUUUAUGUUUGUAUUGCUUUAUUCAUAAUUACUGAGCGCUUCCAUUGCUGGUAGUUUCGAUUCAUUUUCUAAAAUUACCAAAUUGAGUAGCAAAUGUGAGCAUACGUCCAGCAGGCGGCGCCAUUUAGUUACAUUAGGAUCUUAAUUGCCCAAUGAUACAUUAUAUUUCAUGCGUGUGUCUUUCUCGCUUGUCACUGCGUUGUCAUGUCAAACGUGUUCAGUAUUUCACCGAGCAAAGAAAGAGGGCAAUAAAACGACUGAAAGCACAAAGCGAGCUGGAUAUUUUUUUAUUUCAGGUGUAGCUGUAAAAUAGUAGCCGCUUCCAUGGUUACGACCCACCGACCGCAGCUACGUAUUACGGAGGCCACGAAGAAGAAGUUUCUCGCAGGGCGUGGUGGGAUAGGAGUCUCCUCGCUGGAGGACCGAGAGAACAGAGCCCCAGCUGGCUGGCUAGCAGCGGAGAAGAUGGCUGCGCGGGGGAACCUCAGGCCGGGGGCUGAACACAGAGCAGCGUUCGUCAUGUUCAGCGACGACUAGCCGGCGUGUUGUUCCGUCGGUCGGUUGCGUCCGCGUUUGUUCGCAGGGGGAUAAAACAACAUGGGGUCGCAGACUCUCCAGAUCCUGAGGCAGGGGGUCUGGGCUUCAGUCACAGGCGGAUGGUACUACGACCCCGACCAGAACACAUUCGUCAACGCUUUACAUCUCUACACCUGGCUGUUUCUGCUAUGCUUCCCCUUCACACUUUACAUGGCGCUGCAGCCGAGCAUGGCGAUCGUGGGCAUCUACUGCGGCGUCAUCGCUGCCAUGUUCCUGCUGCUGAAGACGGUGAACUUCCGCCUGCACCACGCCCUGGAUGAGGGGGAGGUGGUGGAGCACCAGGCCAAGGAGAGUCGGGGCGGCAGAGGUGGCACCGAGGGGGCCAACGACGUCGGCGUCACCCGCCGACAGGACGGCAACGGCCCGGGGGACCCUGGAGGGGGUAUUGAGAUGUCCGACUUCAUCAGGCAAGAGACUCCACCAGUGGACUGCAGCUCCAGGAACUCCUACACUGGAUUGGAGUCGACCCAGCAGAUUGCAUCCACCCACGGAAGAGCAACAGCAGCCAAAGGAGACGCGGGAAAGACUUCCGACGACAUCAGUUUGACUCUCGUCGAGAGCUGCAGCCACGAUCACGAUCUGCUGUCGGACACGAAGAUGUUCUGCCUCGUCCCCAACGACUCCUUCGCGUCCCUGCAGCCGUCGACCUCCUUGUGUCCCUCGGAGAUGUCCAGGGAGACUGCCGAUCUGUGUAGUUCCGCCGGUCAUCACUUCAGCCUGUCGCUCUCCUCCGGGGACACCGAGGCGACCGCUCACGCGUCCGCGCAAUCUCAGAGCUACCGGAAGGAGCUCCGCGCCCGGGGCCUGCCUCGGACUUCCAGCUCCGCGGGUUCCGCUUUCCCCGACCCGUGCCUCCCGGACUUCGCGCUGCACCCGCCGCCCAGGAGAGGCGGCCUCGACCCCGUGUGCGAGCUGGAGGCCGCCAGGUCGCACGGGCCCGGGGCGUGGGUCCGAGACGGGGCCGGGGAGCGGCCGUACCGGCAGGACCCGGCGGUGCCCUCCACCUCGGGUACGGAGUGUCACCGGCACAAAGAGCCACGCAGAGUGGCCCGCUCCGCCUCCAGGGAGGCGGGGGAGGGCAGCUCGGGACUCUACCAGGUGGAGGUGGGCGGGGCUUGUGGUGGGAAAGGUUCAGUCGGAGGGGGGAAGUCUCAGGGAGGGGAGCGCAGCGCCGACAGCCUGAGGAGUCUGAGCACUCGCAGUAGCGGCUCCACGGAGAGCUACUGCAGCGGCACAGACCGGGACACCAACAGCACCGUCAGCAGCUUCCACAGCGAGCGGACCAGCUCCACGCACAUGGAGAGUCUGCUGUCGCUGUCAGGGGACGAGCCCGUACGGGACAGAGGGGAUGCCAAAUCUGCACCGGCGGGCGGUCGGACGUCGAGCCUCGGCAGUAUCAGCUCCCAAGGCGCCGGCGGCCUUCCCUCCAGGGAGGCCAAUAGAAACCCUCACGCCAACGAGCUGACCGCCAAACGACCCGCCGACCCGCCGGCCGCCGCAACCCGAGAGCCGGCGGAGCCCGGCGGGUGCCAGGAGGAGCCCGGCAUCCGGACCGACGCCGACGGCGAGCCGGAGCGGGAGAAAGACGCCGGCCGGCCCAAGUCGGCCGACGACGUCCAGAAGACGUCCUCCCUGUCGACGGGGCGCAGUGGGCGCCGGCGGACCGGCAAGAAAAGGGCGAGCAGCUUUGACGCCGGCCGCCACCGGGACUACAUGUCGUUGCGCGGCGCGGCGUGUCCCGCGGGCGGAGAGGGCGACUCCAGCGACCAGAGCGAACUCAGUUGCGCCUCCAGCCGCCACUCCGCCCGCCAGCGAAGCACGGACAGCUCAUCGAGCGCCGCCUCCCGCUCCCGCCGCUCGCCAGAGGGCCGCUACAGGGCCCUGAAGGCCAAGCACGCCGCCGCCGCCGCCUCCUCCUCCGAGGCGAGGGCGCGAACGGAAGGGAAGCGGCGCCGCGCCCCGAGCGCGGCCGGCGCCAAAACGCACGCCAGAGUGCUGAGCUUGGACAGCGGCACGGCCGCCUGCCUUAACGAUCCCGGCCGCCUCGGAGCGCCGGCCGGGCCCCGGCCCCUCACCACCUCCAAGUCGGACCUGGAAGCCAAAGAAGGGGAAGUCCUCGACGCGGCGUCCCUGCUGGGCCGGGCCUCCCAGCUGGAGUCGGUGACCCGCUCCAGAAACAGUCUGCCCAAUCAGGCGGCGUUUGCUGAGCCUCAGGACGCCACCGCCUCUUCCCUGCGGGGGAGCGAGGAGACGGUCAUAUUUCGGCGUGAACGCAGCACAUUUCGUCGGCAGGCUGUGCGGCGGAGACACAAAGCCGGGAGUAACCCGACACCGACCGCCUCGCUCAUCGGAUCUCCUCUCAGUCUCCAGGAGGCGCUCACCCAGGCCUCCCAGCCUUCUGCCUCCCAGGUGAAAAGUCAGCCAUCCAGAACCCCGUCCCAGGUGACCACGCUGAGCGCAAGCGCCUCCCUGCUGGCCAGGAAUGGAAGCACACACCUGGAGGGCUCUCAGGACAAGGCCUCAAGUGUCGGCGCGACCAGCUUGCAGGAUGACUUUGGAAAGCGCACGCCCUCUUUGUACGAGGUCGGCGGGUGCGAGAUAUCCCUGGUCAAUUUUGAACCUGCAACCAGACGAGCCUCCAAUAACAUAUGGGACACCGACUCCCACCUCUCCAGUUCUACCUCAGUUCGCUUCUACCCUCAUGAUCUGAUCUCCCUCCCUCAGAUCCGUCUGAACCGUCUGCUGACGAUGGACCCGGAGCUGCUGGAGCAGCAGGACGGGGACCUGAGCCCCGAGCUCCAGGAUGCGCCGCUGGGGCAAGAGGACCCCGCGGCAACGGCCGCCGCCGGCAAAGCCCGGCAGUACUACCGCUUGUGGCUUCUGCCCUUCCUGUGGGUCGGCCUGCACUUUGACCGGCUCACCCUGCUGGCACUGUUUGACAGGAACCGCGAGAUUCUGGAGAACGUGCUGGCCGUGCUGCUGGCGGUUCUGGUGGCCUUCCUGGGUUCACUGCUGCUGGUCCACGGCUUCUUCACCGACAUCUGGGUCUUUCAGUUCUGCCUCGUCAUUGCGAGUUGCCAGUAUUCCUUACUAAAGAGUGUUCAACCAGACUCCUCGUCCCCUCGACAUGGCCAUAAUCGCAUCAUCGCGUACAGCCGGCCCGUCUACUUCUGCCUGUGCUGCGGCCUCAUUUGGCUGCUGCACUAUGGCAGUCUGAGGACCACUUCAUCCCGCUUCACCCUGUACGGGGUCGCAUUCACCAACUCCCUGGUCCUCGCGUCUGCCAGGGACCUUGUCAUUGUCUUCACUCUGUGUUUCCCCAUCAUCUUCUUCGUGGGGCUGCUGCCACAAGUCAACACGUUCGUCAUGUACAUCUUUGAGCAGCUGGACAUCCACGUGUUCGGGGGCAAUGCCUCCACAAGCCUUCCGUCAGCGCUGUACAGCAUCCUGCGCAGCGUCGUCACCGUCGCUCUGCUCUACGGCUUCUGCUACGGAGCUCUGAAGGAGACCUGGGAGCCUCACCACAUCCCUGUGCUGUUCUCUGUGUUCUGCGGCCUCUUGGUGGCAGUGUCUUACCACCUGAGCCGGCAGAGCAGCGACCCUUCUGUCCUCAUCUCGCUGAUACAGUCCAAGAUUGUGCCCAAUUUGAAAGAUAAGAACCCGGAGGACCCUUUGUCAGAAGUCCAGGACCCUCUUCCUGAGAAGCUCAGGGCCUCAGUGAACGAGCGUCUGCAGUCUGACCUGAUCGUCUGUGUGGUCAUGGCUGUCCUCUACUUCGCCAUCCAUGUCAGCACAGUCUUUAUUGCACUGCAGCCUUUCCUCAGUUAUGUCCUGUAUGCCCUGUUGGGGACGGUGGGGUUGCUCACCCACUACCUGCUGCCUCAAGUCCGCAAGCAGCUGCCCUGGUACUGCUUCUCCCACCCUCUGCUCAAAACUAAGGAGUACUAUCAGUUUGAAGUCAGGGAUGCGGCUCAUGUGAUGUGGUUUGAAAAGCUUCACGUGUGGCUGCUGUUUUUGGAGAAGAAUGUUCUGUAUCCACUCGUCAUCCUCAACGAGCUGAGCGGGAGCGCCAGAGAGCUCGCCAGUCCGAAGAGACUUGACACAGAGGUGGGCGCUCUGAUGGUCACAGUGGCAGGCCUGAAGCUGCUCCGCUCGUCCUUCAGCAGUCCCACCUACCAGUACGUGACCAUCCUCUUCACCGUCCUCUUCUUCACCUUCGACUACCGCCAUCUGUCGGAGACGCUGCUGCUCGACCUCUUCGUCAUGUCCAUUGUUUUCAGCAAGAUGUGGGAGCUGUUUUACAAGCUGCACUUUGUCUACACCUACAUCGCCCCAUGGCAGAUCACAUGGGGCUCAGCCUUCCACGCCUUCGCUCAGCCCUUUGCUGUGCCUCACUCGGCCAUGCUGUUUGUCCAGGCUGUGGUGUCGGCAAUCUUCUCCACUCCCCUCAACCCCUUCCUGGGCAGUGCCAUCUUCAUCACGUCCUACGUCCGUCCCGUCAAGUUCUGGGAGAGAGAUUACAACACCAAGAGAGUGGAUCACUCCAACACUCGGCUGGCCUCUCAGCUGGACAGAAAUCCAGGCUCCGAUGAUAACAAUUUGAACUCCAUCUUCUAUGAGCACCUUACCCGCUCGCUGCAGCACAGCCUGUGUGGAGACCUCCUGCUGGGCCGAUGGGGCAACUUCAGCACGGGGGACUGCUUCAUCCUGGCCUCCGACUACCUGAACGCUCUGGUGCAUCUCAUCGAGAUCGGCAACGGUCUGGUCACCUUUCAGCUCCGAGGGCUGGAGUUCAGAGGAACUUACUGCCAGCAAAGGGAGGUGGAGGCCAUCACCGAGGGGGUGGAGGAAGACGAGGGCUGCUGCUGCUGCGAGCCGGGCCACCUACCUCACUUCCUGUCCUUCAAUGCGGCCUUUGGUCAGCGCUGGCUGGCCUGGGAGGUGCUGGUCACCAAAUACGUGCUGGAGGGCUACAGCAUCACCGACAACAGCGCCGCCUCCAUGCUGCAGGUGUUCGAUCUACGACGCAUACUGACCACCUACUACGUCAAGGGGAUCAUCUACUAUGUGAUCGCUUCCACCAAGCUGGAGGAGUGGCUGGCGAACGAGACCAUGAAAGACGGGCUCCGGGCAUGUGCCGAGAGGAACUACGUCGACCUGGAUCCCACCUUCAAUCCCAACAUCGACGAGGACUACGACCAUCGACUCGCAGGCAUCUCCAGGGACAGCUUCUGUGGAGUCUACCUGGGCUGGAUCCAGUACUGCAACUCUCGGAGGGCCACGCCACUUGACAGCGAUAAAGACUCUGCUCUGGUGCUGCUCUGCUUCGGCCUGUGUGUGCUGGGGAGGAGAGCUCUGGGAACGGCGGCCCAUCAUAUGUCCAGCAAUCUGGAGUCUUUCCUUUACGGUCUUCAUGCAUUAUUUAAGGGAGAUUUCCGCAUCUCCUCCGUGCGAGACGAGUGGAUCUUUGCAGACAUGGAACUCCUCAGGAAAGUCGUGGUGCCUGGAAUCCGAAUGUCUCUCAAACUACACCAGGACCACUUCACGUCCCCGGAUGAGUACGACGAGCCGGCGGUUCUUUUCGAGGCCAUCUCCUCCCACCAGCAGAACCUGGUCAUCGCUCACGAGGGCGACCCGGCCUGGAGGAGCGCCGUGCUGUCCAACGCGCCGUCGCUCCUCGCCCUGCGCCACGUCCUCGACGAGGGCACCGACGAGUACAAAAUCAUUAUGCUAAAUCGUCGAUACCUCAGCUUCCGUGUCAUCAAGGUGAAUAAAGAAUGCGUCCGAGGCCUUUGGGCCGGGCAGCAGCAGGAGUUGGUGUUCCUGAGAAACAGGAACCCGGAGCGCGGGAGCAUUCAGAACGCCAAGCAGGCUCUGCGGAACAUGAUCAACUCCUCUUGCGACCAGCCCAUCGGUUAUCCCAUCUACGUGUCGCCGCUGACCACCUCCUACUGCAACUCGCACCCCCAGCUCGGGCACAUCCUGGGAGGCCCCAUCAGCAUCGGGAACAUCCGAAACUUUGUCGUCAGCACCUGGCACAGGUUACGGAAAGGCUGUGGUGCUGGCUGCAACAGUGGAGGGAAUAUUGAGGAUUCGGAUGCAGGGGGGAUGUCCUGCGGCAGUGGGAAUGGGACGGGGGGUGACUCUCAGCAGAGCUCAGUGUCGCAGGGCAGCACCUCCGGACCCGCCCCCUCUCACACGUACCAGCCGCACACACUGGGCACCAGUCACAGCUCCCAGUCUGUUCAGUCGGGUUUGGUGCGCCACUCUCCUGCUCGAGCUUCUGUUGCCAGCCAGUCCUCAUCCUACCGCUACAGCAGCAGCCGCCACUCCUCCCUGCGCACCUCCACCACGGGCCUGGAGCCGUGCCGCCGCUCCUCCACCAGCCAGCUGUCUCUGCGCACGCUCCCCACCUCCCUGCAGCUGCGGUUGGGCGCCGCCUCCGACCCCGCCGGCCCCUCCGCCUCCCUCUCCAGCCACAGCAUCCCUCCCUGCAAACGGCACACGCUCGUGGGCCUCACCGGCAUGUGCAGCACCGUGACCGAUCCCCUCAGCCAGCAUCAUCAUCACCAUCGCCAUCAUCACCACCCGCAGCAACACAACCCCAUCACCUCCACCGUGCGCAGAGACGACAUCUCCUACAGAGUGCAGGUCGCGGACAUCGGUCAGGUACUGGAGAACGUCCACUUAUCGAAGCGGAAUGAGCUGCAGUGGCCUGACGAGACGACGAGACUGAGGGCAGGACGGGCCUACUGGAGGGACUGGAGCCCCGUAGAGGGCAUGGAAGGACAUGUGAUUCACCGGUGGGUGCCUUGUACCCGAGACCCAGCCCAUCUCUCCCAUAUGGACAGGACCAUCCUGCUGGUACAGGUGGAAGAUAAGCUCGUGCCCAUUCUUGAGACUGGGGUCAUUGAGUUGGGUGCAGAGGUUUGAGACGAUCGUCACGCUCGUGUGACGACGAAGCCGGACCUCCCCGGGCCUUCAGCGGGACGCGGGAGCCUGCAGACGAACAGGAAGUGGGAGCUCGCCCCCCCCCCCCCCCCCGUUCCUUAUCGCUGAGGGGGAAAGGAAGCCAGGGAAAAGUGCAAGCCGAGGAGGCGGAGCUUACGUUCAUCCAGCAUCCUUUAACCGCAUCGACUCACAUCAAUCAUAUCUGCCUUGCUUUGCGUCUCAGAAAUGCUGCAUGACGGUAAACAACCUUUAAGUUUAGUUGGUUCUCGCUUCUGGUAAUUAAUUUCUAUGCAUUUUUAUCGACUAUUUUGUUCGCAAUGCUGACAGCGCUGAGUGUAAAGAGCGUGUGGAGAUUUUUUUGUUUGUUGCUGUUCUGUUUGUCUUUAAAUAAUUUGCCAAAAUAAGCCUGGUAUUGAAUAUCUGCCAUGGUUUCACACAUGUGAAAAGUUUUUUUUUUUUUUUCUUCUCGCGGAACAGAUUGAAGUCAGAGACUUGACGUUGAUGCGCUCGACAGACUUCUGGAUGUUUGUUUUUGUUGUCAUUCCGUUUUGGACGGUUCGAAAAUGUGCAAGAUUACGUUGCCCCCCCAAAAAACUUGCACUAUAAUUUUGUAUCUUUUAUUAAUUUACAGUGAUGCACUACACUCUUUAGAUCAUAACACAUUGUAUUUAUUACAGACUCUGAAUGGCCAUGGUUACCGAUGCCUUGGGAAUGAAAAGAAAUGCAAUCAUUAUUCUGAUUUCAGCCAUUUUUAUUUUGCUAUUUUAUGUUUGAUAAACUUGAAAAUAGCUUUUUACUGUACAUGAUUAUAUCUAUUUAAAUAUAUAUAUAUAUAUAUAUUUACUCAAAAAUAUAUGUAUAUAUAUAUAAUGUCAAUGUAUAAAAGAUUUUCUUUUCAAUAUUUAUUACUGUGAACAUUGUAUUUACACUUUGUUACUUCUUUAUUUUUCAUUUUGGGACAACGGUUAAUGUAUUAAGGACCACUGGUGGAAAACGAGAUGCCGAAUUUUUGAUGGACUGUUUCACUAUUUAACUAAAUUUUUUCUAUAUGAAGAAAUAAAAGUUUGAUUUAUUGCUGACAUCUUUAA